AGGAGGAGGGAUCGGCAGGAUCGGCGCGCUCGGCCGGGGCCGCCAGCGGGGCCGGGGCCUCGGCGGGGAGGCGGUGGCACCGGGGUGGCCGGUGCGGGGCGGCGGCGCCAUGUCGGAUCAGCAGUUCGCUCUGGACUCAGCGGCGGUAGCGGCUGGCGCCGGGGGCAGCGCGGCGGAGCCGGCGGAGCAGCCUGAGGGGCAGGCGGGGGCGGGGAGCACCGAUGGGGGAGGCGGCGGCGGCGGCGGCGGCGGAAUCGAGUCGGAGGGAGCCAAGAUCGAUGCCAGCAAGAAUGAGGAGGACGAAGGGAAAAUGUUCAUCGGGGGCCUUAGCUGGGACACAACAAAGAAGGAUCUGAAGGACUACUUCUCUAAGUUUGGUGAAGUUGUGGACUGCACUCUGAAGUUGGACCCCAUCACUGGGAGAUCAAGGGGCUUUGGCUUUGUGCUCUUCAAAGAAUCGGAGAGCGUGGAUAAGGUCAUGGACCAGAAAGAACACAAGCUGAAUGGAAAGGUCAUUGAUCCAAAAAGAGCUAAAGCCAUGAAAACAAAAGAACCUGUUAAAAAGAUUUUUGUUGGGGGUUUAUCUCCAGACACACCUGAGGAGAAAAUACGGGAAUAUUUUGGAGGUUUUGGUGAGGUUGAAUCCAUAGAGCUCCCCAUGGACAACAAAACUAACAAGAGGCGUGGAUUUUGCUUCAUUACUUUCAAGGAAGAGGAACCAGUGAAGAAAAUAAUGGAAAAGAAAUACCACAACGUUGGUCUUAGUAAAUGUGAAAUAAAAGUAGCCAUGUCAAAGGAACAGUACCAGCAGCAGCAGCAGUGGGGGAGUCGGGGAGGAUUUGUUGGAAGAGCUCGAGGGAGAGGUGGAGGCCCCAGUCAAAACUGGAACCAGGGAUACAGCAACUACUGGAAUCAGGGGUAUGGGAACUAUGGUUACAACAGCCAAGGGUAUGGUGGUUAUGGAGGAUAUGACUACACUGGUUACAACAACUACUAUGGAUAUGGUGACUAUAGCAAUCAGCAGAGUGGUUAUGGGAAAGUAUCUCGGCGAGGUGGUCAUCAAAAUAGCUACAAACCAUACUAAAUUAUUCCAUUUGCAACUUACCCCAAACAGACAUUGUAGCAGUAAUUGCAAGAAGUUCUUGAGCUGAAUUCCUGUUGUGUCGACUUCUCCUUAGCUUCCGAAUACAAUCCUACUAUAGUAAUUAAUGUAACUUUUUCUUUUGGUUGUAUUUUCUUAACUUAACAGAUAAGCUAAUGACACUCUAUAGUGGGUCGGCACAAAUCUUAAAUGCGACUUUUGGGCCCAGAAGGUCCAUCCACCGAAAUAGUUUUGGUGGUGGUUAUGGGUAUUAUAGAUGUUUAUAACAUCUAAGCAUUUCCUAAGUAAAUUUGCAUACAAUGAAAAGCUUGUCUUAAACAUUGGUGCACAUGUGGAUUUCCAGCUCAUGGACUCUUCUGUUCAGCAUUAAUUUAAAAAAGCAUAUAUUUACAUGAUUAAUGUUGAUAUACCAUAUUUACAUAGAGUGGGAAAUAGGGGUACCUAAAGUACAGUUGUCUGUUAAUAAAAAAAAAGCCAACAAAAAAACUUCUCUGCCGACUGUCAAUUUUCACAGAAUGACUUCUUUCUCUUUUCUUUUUCCUAGGUGGAGACGCAGUAUUUUCUCAUUUGAAGAUUCAUUUGAGGUGGCACAUGCUACCUGCUAAUAGCAGUUGAAACUAAUUUUUGUAUCAAGUCCAUGAAUUGGAAGUGAGACGUUGGGUCCCUCUGAAGUUUAAUUGAGUUUUCAUUAAGACAAAAUUGCUUUCAUGGUCUUAUUUCUUAAUUGCUAUGCUUAAGAAUCAAUUUGUUUUAUGCCCCUUUCUUAGUAUUGUAGCUCAAGUCUUGUGUUCCAAAGCCCAGUGUGACAGUGUCAUGAUGUAGUAGUGUCUUACUGGUUUUUUAAUAAAUCUUUUUGUAUAA
Parus major (Great Tit) is the source of this 1963-nucleotide messenger RNA. It is a transcript of the gene HNRNPD, whose product is annotated as heterogeneous nuclear ribonucleoprotein D. Gene Ontology annotation, cellular component: nucleoplasm. The record is from RefSeq and is a predicted model, not a curated record. The coding region runs from base 110 to 1084 and encodes 324 amino acids. NCBI's taxonomy places the organism in Eukaryota, Metazoa, Chordata, Aves, Passeriformes, Paridae. Gene Ontology annotation, molecular function: RNA binding. Gene Ontology annotation, biological process: regulation of gene expression. The transcript has 8 exons.